Penicillium cinerascens is the source of this 788-nucleotide messenger RNA. RefSeq names its product ankyrin repeat domain-containing protein. NCBI's taxonomy places the organism in Eukaryota, Fungi, Ascomycota, Eurotiomycetes, Eurotiales, Aspergillaceae. The coding region runs from base 1 to 720 and encodes 239 amino acids. Gene Ontology annotation, molecular function: protein binding. Gene Ontology annotation, cellular component: nucleus; cytoplasm. The transcript has 6 exons. The record is from RefSeq and is a predicted model, not a curated record.
AUGGACCCCAACUACAGCGCUAAAUUCCCUCUUCAUGAGGCUGCUCGUGAGGGCAGGACUCAAAUCGCAGAAUCUCUUCUUAACGCCAAUCCAAAGUCCGCCUUUGUCAAAGAUGAUGAUGAGCGCUUGCCAAUCCACUGGGCUGUGGCCUACAACCGAUUACCUAUUGUGGAGAUGCUAGUUGGCAUCAAGAAUUUUGAUCCCGAUGUCGAAGACGGGUCAAACUGGACACCGCUUAUGAUCGCGGCCAGUCUCAAAGCCGCCGAGGGUGACAAAAUCAUCGACCUACUUCUACGCAAAGGAGCCGAUGUCAGUGUGAAGAGUUCAUCAGGGCAGAACGCUUUGCACUUUGCAAGUUCCAAGGCCAAUCUUUCCACGGUACGAACUUUGCUCGCCAAUAAAUGCAGCGCCCGUAUCAAGGAUAUUCGCGGUCAGCUUCCACUUCACCGAGCUGCAGCAGUCGGCUCUGCUCCUAUCAUCAAGAUUCUUCUAGAAGAAGGCAAAAGCCCCGUCAAUGCGACCGACAACGACGGUCUCACGGCGCUGCAUCAUGCUAUUUCCGAGGGACACGGUGACGCCGCCAUCCUACUGCUCAAGUCCGGAGCAGAUGCAGAAAAGAGGGAUGCAGAGGGGAGAUUGGCGAUCGCUCUGGUGCCAGAUGACAAGGUCAAGCAGUAUAUCCUACAAACAGCAGAAAGAGAAGGAAUUGAGCUUCCAUAAUUUGAGCUGUACAUUACUAUCCGCACGUGUCCGUUGUGUAGACUAUACAUAGUGCGCAUCAUUUGGGC